This is a messenger RNA of Tachyglossus aculeatus (Australian echidna), 402 nucleotides long. Its product is annotated as histone H2B type 2-E-like. The record is from RefSeq and is a predicted model, not a curated record. NCBI's taxonomy places the organism in Eukaryota, Metazoa, Chordata, Mammalia, Monotremata, Tachyglossidae. The transcript has 2 exons. Bases 1 to 402 code for a protein of 133 amino acids. Gene Ontology annotation, cellular component: nucleosome. Gene Ontology annotation, molecular function: structural constituent of chromatin; DNA binding; protein heterodimerization activity.
AUGCCAAGGACGCUAGGAGCCGUGCCGGAGCCCGCCAAGUCCGCUCCAGCCCCCAAAAAGGGCUCCAAGAAGGCGGUGACCAAAGCACAGAAAAAGGACGGCAAAAAGCGCAAGCGGAGCCGCAAGGAGAGCUACUCCAUCUACGUGUACAAGGUGCUGAAGCAGGUCCACCCCGACACGGGCAUCUCGUCCAAGGCCAUGGGCAUCAUGAACUCGUUCGUCAACGACAUCUUCGAGCGCAUCGCCGGCGAGGCUUCCCGCCUGGCGCACUACAACAAGCGCUCCACCAUCACGUCCCGGGAGAUCCAGACGGCCGUGCGCCUGCUGCUGCCCGGGGAGCUGGCCAAGCACGCCGUGUCCGAGGGCACCAAGGCCGUCACCAAGUACACCAGCUCCAAGUAA